AACAUGUCAUGUUACUUUUAUUCACAUAGCACUUAUUUUACUCCAAAGCAGCUUUACGACAGGGACAAAUAUGCAACUUACAGUAGAUGGUAAUAAAACAGAAAAUCAGUCGUUAGAUUUUAUCAGUUUCAGGGUGCACACCAUCUUUAAAUUUCAAGUCUUAAAUGGGAAGCUUUGAGCAUUUAUAUUGGAUAUAAAGUAACAUUGUAGGCUAAAAUUUACUGCGAAUCAUGAUAACACUUGUGUAAUUUUUUAAAAGUGUUUCAGAGCCCAUUUUGACAUUUCAGAGUUUAUGCGUAAUGCAUUUAUCAGUACAUUUCACUCCAACAGACCUGACUAAUGCAUUCCUCAGGCUCUGCUGAAAAAUAAACAAAUACAAUUGAGUAAUUCUAUGUAUUGGUUUUCUAUUUUUAGAGUUUUGGCGUAAUGCAUCUAUCGGUAAUUUUUUCUCCAACCGACCUGACUAAUGUAUUCCACGUGUUCUGCUGAAUUUUUUUUAGGAAUUCUACGUAUUGUUUUUCUAUUUUAUUUAUCUCAAACGAAAGAGACAUAUUUUCCCAGGAGGCACGCGCAUUAUUGGAAACUCACAUGCACUCAGUACAUUUCAGUUCAUGUGAGAGGAGUGAGCAUCUCCAUGUACGUACAUAGCCAGUCAGUGACGUAUACUGAAUCCUCAGCAGAGCUGCAUCGCGUCAUCACUGGUACCCACCACUUCAAUAGUAUUGCUGCCUUGCCAUUUCUUCAUAUACCUACAUAUUUUCACAGACACCCUUCUGGCUUUAAAUGGUCCGUUUAUAAUAAAAAGCGAAUGACAUCUUCUCUGGUCCACUUAUUACCACGCUCCAUUAUAAUAAACGAAGCAUCUUGGUUUUGUCCUGAGUUUGCAGAAGGCAGCUGCGUUUAUUAUAAUGAGAGGGGAUUCGCCCAGUGUAAAUGGGAUGAUGUACUGUACAUGACUGUGAAUGCGUACUGUACGCAAAAGGCAAUGACCGUAAAGAAUCUUCUAUUAGGAAGUAAACACAAGUCAAACAGGCGAACAUAUAGCCGGGAACGCUAGAGGCAGUCGCGUAACACCAGACAAAUUGAGACUCGAUAAAUAUAGAGCACCGGUUGAAUUACAUAACAACGAACUUUAGGAUAUACGAUUUGCCUUGAGCCAAAUGCGUCAAUUGUAUUUAGAUGAAAAAUAAGUCGUGUGCGUAAAAAAGAAUAAAGGAAUGGGAAAAUUACGCGACGCUCGUUAUAUAAAAUAUAUGAUGCGUCAGUGCAGUUUUUCCUGAAAUGACGUUUAUACGGAGAUAUUCGGGCUGUGCUGAUCACUGGAUAUAAAGUUUACAAAAUAAUACUAGGCAGAUUAAAAUCAUGUUAUUCCACAAGCCUAGGUAAAAUGCAGGGGAUUUGUUGUUCCACAAAUAUAGCAUUUCCUUUAAAAACAAGCUACAGUGCGUUUCCGCAUAUAAAUACGAUGCAAAUAUAAUAUGCAAAUAUAAUUUCACGUGUAAAACGGGGUAGUAUAGGAAGUUACAAACCAUCUCUCUACAGAAAUGCAACAUUACAAUCAUACGAUUAGGCGCCUUUCUCGGAAGUCUUACUUGUAAACGAUAAUGAUUAAAACCAACAUAAAAGGGCGAAUAAGGAAAAGAUGUAGAAAAAAACUUGCGACUAGUCAGUACUUACUGGUUGUUUUUAAACAGCCCAUUUGUUCCCGGCUGUUUAAACCAGUGCAACCUACCAUAACAUAAGAUUUACCUUUACAUUUUCACAUUCGAGUAAUAUAUAAAAAUGGAAAAUGUAAUGGUUAUAUCCAACCUGCGAGCUCAGUACGUUAUGUUCCUGUGACAAUUCUCAGACAUCUCGGGUCGUCGCAUCGAGGGCGGAGCGCCACGUUCGUGAGAGAUGAAUUUGAUUGGUGCUCUCUACUGUCAAACAGACCUUUCCACCAAUGAGCCCAAUGAGCUCCUCAAACAGUCGUCACGCCUUCCCCACGAAGGUUGCGCCGCCCAUAUCUAUGUGUGUGUGCGCUUAUUUUCUUUCUAUUUUUUGUAACCAAAGCUGGAUGUGUAGGACGUCACAUGUUGUUUUUCCUCUUCACUCCAGUCACUUAGCGAUAUGUGUUAUUUACUGUUAAACUGCUCAUCGCAGCGAACGCGCAGCCCGCGCCGGGCACAGAAGAGAGCUUGACUGGAUUUUCCCUGCGCUUCAGAGACAAACUGACUGACAGCACAAGUUAAAGAAAAGUGAGAGUUCUUCUUCACAGCAUACGAGAAUGGCGAGUCCGCCGCCGACGGGAGGACAGCUGCUUUCAAAUAUGAUCGUGAAGAAUAACAACCACGUCAAGAAACGAGGAUAUCUGAGGAAACAGAAGCACGGACACAAGCGCUUUUUCGUGCUGAGGGAGUCGAGCGAGGGCUCUCCUGCCCGGUUGGAGUACUACGAGAGCGAGAAGAAAUGGAAAAACAAGUCGGCUGCUAAACGGGUUAUACCUUUGGACUCCUGCCUGAACAUCAACAAGCGAGCCGAUGCCAAAAACAAACACCUGAUCGCCCUUUAUACCAAGGACGAGUAUUUUGCCGUGGCUGCCGAAAACGAGCAGGAGCAGGAGGACUGGUACGAGGUCUUAACGGAUUUAAUGAACGAGGGGAAAGUGAGCGACGGCUCCGCGUCUAAUUCGGCGUCGUCUCUCGUCGGGUUUGACGAGGCGAAUUACGGCGUGAUAACGCCGGUCUCCGCCACCUACAAGGAGGUUUGGCAAGUCAAUCUGAAAUCGAAAGGACUUGGACAGAGCAGGAAUUUAACGGGCGUUUAUAGGCUGUGUUUAUCCAGCCGGACCAUCAGCUUCGUGAAACUUAACACGGAGGUGGCAUCGGUUGUUUUACAGCUGAUGAACAUACGGCGAUGCGGACACUCUGACAGCUUUUUCUUCAUCGAGGUGGGCCGAUCCGCGUCGAUAGGACCCGGCGAGCUGUGGAUGCAGGCGGAUGACUCCGUUGUGGCGCAAAACAUUCACGAAACCAUUUUGGAGGCGAUGAAAGCGAUGAAGGAGAUGUCAGAGUUCCGCCCGCGCAGCAAGAGCCAGUCCUCGGGUACCAACCCUAUCUCCGUGCCCACCAGGCGGCACUUUAACAAUCUUCCGCCGAGUCAGACGGGGCUGCAACGCCGAUCGCGCACUGAUAGCAUGGCAGCGACGUCGCCCGUGACGAAACUCACGUCCUGCAGAAUACGCACUGCGAGCGAGGGUGAUGGAACUAUGACGCGGCCCAUGUCAGUGACGGGCAGCCCCAUAAGCACAGGCGUAAACAGGACGCAUUUAAGCCGCUCCAACACAGUGACAGUUCGCCCGUGCAGAACAUUUGAGACCUCAUCCCUGCAGCAUAGUAAAUCCAUGUGCAUGCCUGUGUCUCGCUCCCCUCCCUUUGCUAUCAGCCCUGCCAGCCUGUCUUGCAGCAGUGGCUGUACAACGGAAAGCACUCCUCGCCCCUCCAGCUGCACUGCAUCCAUUUCGGGGUCGCCUAUCGACGCUGGUUUUAUCUCUUGCGAUGAAUGUGGCUCCAGCCCCGGAGAUAUGCGGCACUUUGCGAUGGCAAACCGAAGCAACACACCUGAGUCCCUCACUGGCACGCCCCCCUCUCAGGAGGGCAAUGACCUGUUCGGAUACAUGAUCAUGGAGAGGCCGAACUCCGUUGGGCGGCGAGGCGCACGAGCGGCGGCAGAGGAGAGCUUAGGAGAUCUGGAAAAAGUCUACAGGAAGAGGACGCACUCUCUCACCAUGCCUUACCAGAAGAGGGUGCCAUCACAAGUGUCCUCAGCUUCACUGGAUGAGUACACUCUCAUGAGAGCCACUUACACAACUGGAGGCCAUUCAGGGCGCUGCUCACACACUGCAUCCCCAAAGGUCACAUACCCUGAGGAUUAUGGUGACAUUCAAAUCGGAUCGUUAUUGAAAAGUUCCAGCAGUAAUCUGGGCGACGAUGGCUACAUGCCUAUGACACCAGGUGUGGCUCCCCAGGGGGGAAAGGCUGACAACUAUAUGCCCAUGAGCCCUAUGUGCGUUUCCGCUCCAAAACAGAUUAUCAACCCGAGGACACACCCCCUUACUAUAGCUAAUGGUUACAGAACCAAUUCCCCCAGCAGCUGUUCUCUAGAUGACAGCGGCUACAUGAGGAUGUUGUGUAGCUCAAAGUUUUCAGUUGAUAGCUCUGAUGGGAAAAUGACUAAUGGCGAGUACCUCAACAUGUCUCCUGUAGAUUGUGGCUCUGUCACACCACCAGACUGCUAUCUUAGCCCUGUGGGUGUAGAGCCCUCUCCUUGUCUGAGACAGCUUCACUCGUUUAACUCUCUGCCACGCUGUCAUAAGCCCCAGCAGAAGGAUACGGAAAGCGAUCAGUAUGUUGUCAUGAAUCCACAGAAUAACAGGAUAAUAGAAGAGACAGUAACCACAGCAUCUUCCCCUGUACCAUCUCCUCUAAGACAAGGCCGGACCGACAGCCUUAUUCACAGGCAUAGAAUAAGCCGACCCACUCGCCUCUCACUAGAUACACUACGGACAUUACCCAGCAUGAAUGAGCACCCCCUUCCCACUGAGCCAAAAAGCCCUGGUGAGUACAUAAACAUAGACUUUGGACCUAUUGCUGAAAGCUGCUCGCCACCCUCCAGCGCUUCCUCAGAAAGCCCAGCUUCAUCCCUCGGGUCCUCCGGCAGUCAGCGGCAGUCCCCGCUUUCUGAUUACAUGAACAUUAAAGUAAGUUCACAGUCACUCAGAUCUGGAAAUGCGGCCCCAUCUGACGCUUUGGAGACCCUGCCAGAACUGACAUCCUGCCCUGCCCACCCUGAGGAAGAGGAGGAAGGAAAGAGGUACCACCUGACGGUACAGGUGGCAUCAGUAGGCCUAGCUGGCAAACCUAAAGACGAUUACACCGAGAUGACGUUCGCCGUGCCCGCUUCGCCUCCACAGCCUGUCUCUCAGCCCUCAGAAGGUGGGCAAACCACCAGCCCAUCCUCCUUUGUGCAGAGGCUGACUUUGGACGAGAGUGGUGUGGGAGUGCCCGCUGUAGAUUCAUUUCUGCUGCGCCGUACCACUCUGGCUUUGGUGGAUCCAGACCGGGGUGCCAAAGUGAUCCGUGCGGACCCCCAGGGACGCAGACGGCACAGUUCUGAAACGUUCUCGUCUACCACAACAGUUACACCUGUUUUUCCCGCCUUCGUGCACGAGACCAGGCGGCACGGUUCUGCCUCUGUGGAAAACGUGUCCGUCUCUGUGAGGGACGGUGAAGGAUCGGAUGAAGAGUAUAACAGUCCGAUGUGCAGAGAGACGUCGGCUGGCUUUCAGAAUGGACUAAACUACAUUGCCUUAAACUUGAUGGAUGGGGGACUUGCCAGCUGUGAUUCUCUUGUGAGGUUCAAAACUGCCAGCUGCUGUAAGGAGGGCAUCAAUGGGAUACAUGCCAGUCCUUAUGCCAGCCUUGGGUUCAAGGAUACGGCAACGACAGUUAAAGACUAAACAGAGCCAGUCUCUUCAAGUCCUUCACGACCAGAGCCAGGGAUGAGAGGAGGUGUUUGUGUAGACAGAUGGACCACGUUGCUGCUGCUUCAGCCCUCUGCUGAUCUUUGACCCCCCCCAACCCAUACGAAUGGUCGUCGUCACAGCAACAUGGACACUUGACCCCAGUGCGAGGCGUGACGGUGACUCACAGACAGAGAGGCGGGACUUCCUGUCCAUCUGUAACUCACUACAAUCGCUUCCCUCUGGAUCCAGACAUUGUGUCAUGGACUUUUUCACCGGUUUUGUAAAGAGCUCUGGACUUUGAGUGUCCCUCAAUGUCAAAACCUGUGAAACCAACCUGGAGAGAAACAUCUGAUCCCCACACACACUCACACACUCUUACACCCGUCGCACAUGUCACUUAUUUAAUUGCGUGCAUAUUCGUGUGAUGGUGUGCAUGUGUGUGCGCAUGGGUGGAUGCAACACUGCACAAAGGUGGCAUUUCAGACAUUUAUUCAACAAUUCGAAAUAACCAGUCACUUGAAAACCCUACCUCAGAAUGAGCCAGGUUGAGACUUACAAAAUAUAUAUAUUGAGAAACUAAUUUAUUUUUGCAAGUGAAUGUUUUCGUAAACACCAAUCCAAAGCCUUAUUGACUGUACUGUCAUACAGUGUUUCCUGGAGGACAUGCGUUACGGACCUGCGUUCACUCAGACAAGAGUUUCAAAGAUUAACUGUUUGCCAUGGUAACUGAAUGUCUUGUACUGCAGAGGAAGAAGGCGUUCGCCUGCCACAUUCCGUGGCUUCCGCUGCAAUCAAAGAUCUCGUAUAUUAUGACUUAUUAUUCUAUUCCACACAGAUAUUUAAUACAUUUUAAUAUAAUAAUGAUAUUUAUGGACCGGAUGGGCGGCACGCCCAGCACAUACUGUAUGCAAAGCAGGCUUUCAGAGUAGAGGGUUGGAUCGAAGCCACACGUGAUUUAUGGUACACAUGCUAUACAAAUGAUGUCGUGAGCCUCAGGUUAGAGCGAGGAGCACCUCACUGAGCCUAGGCAAGCUAGCACACUUUAACCCUCCUUCUUUGACCCCGACAACCCAAAGCCUCUGUCGAACUGCCCUCUCACGCCACUCUGUAGACACCGCCUUCCCUUUGCCUUACACCCGCACCCGUCGGCUUGGCAUUUAAUUUAGCGUCCACGAUCGACCAAACGGCGACGAAUGAGAGCGGUAGGUUUCAGAUGCAUCACAGAAGGCUUGACACCAAUACUGCUGCUCCCUACCAUCAGACAGGGGUAGACCAGAACCAAUGCUUUGUCUUGCACUUACAAGCUCCCUAGAUUGUAACACAAGACACUUUGAAUGUAGAGUAUUCUGGAGUUCUCCGCAAAGAGACGUAUGGACAAAAUAUCACUUAAACAUCCACAGACAAACUGAUGUUAAGACAGAUUCAGAUUCACACAUGCAAGUGCAACAUGGUACAAAAACACACGACCGGACUUAAGUUUAUGAAAAUCAUUUGCCUAGAAAUCUGUAAAUAAUGUAUAAAGAGAUUGCAACUGAUGUUUUUAAGUUAAAGAUGAUAACUUAUGUCGUUUUUAUGUAUAUAUCUAUAUAUACUGUAUGUGUUUGAAAGAAUUCUCCCCCAAACUAAAGCACUAAUGAAGGUACUUGCCAAAUGCCAAACUUUGGCCUGGCGAUUUUCUUUUAUAAUUCUUCAGUACGUUUGUAAGAGUAUGUACACUGUACAAUAAAUGCCACUUCAAUGAUAUUUGAUAAUGCUAUGGUAUAAAAACGAAAAACAUGAUAAAAUGAAUUCAUUGAAUUACACUUGAUAUUACAAAAGUAAAUCUUGGUACAUUGGUACACAAACGGCAUAUGCAAUAUUUACAUUUUAUAAGAUUAGUUUACAGAAAGGAACCAAAUGUAUAAAUACUGUGUUAAUAUAUUUAAAACCUUUUUCGCGGUACACAUUUUUUCUGCCAACUUUGAAUGGAAAAGUGUUUUUUCUUUUUCGUUUUUUUGCUAUUGAAUCCUGACAGUAAUUUCAGCAGUGUUUUUGAGCGAAUGCUGUUUCUCAGUAUGGAAAGGUUGAAUAUUUCAAUGCUCGGUUGAGUUUUUCUUGUGUCUUCCAUUGUAUAUACUUCAUAUUUUUUUGCAUUGUGAUGCUACUUAGAAGUGAUAAUUUAAACUUAGUGUAAUUGCUUUACAAACUGUAUUGAUUCUGAAUAGCCACAUGCAAUAAAAAGUUACGUUAUUUAAGAA
This is a messenger RNA of Triplophysa dalaica, 7740 nucleotides long. It is a transcript of the gene irs2b, whose product is annotated as insulin receptor substrate 2b. The transcript has 2 exons. The record is from RefSeq and is a predicted model, not a curated record. The coding region runs from base 2267 to 5497 and encodes 1076 amino acids. Gene Ontology annotation, biological process: insulin receptor signaling pathway. Gene Ontology annotation, molecular function: phosphatidylinositol 3-kinase binding; insulin receptor binding. Gene Ontology annotation, cellular component: plasma membrane; cytosol. NCBI's taxonomy places the organism in Eukaryota, Metazoa, Chordata, Actinopteri, Cypriniformes, Nemacheilidae.